Messenger RNA from Pseudozyma hubeiensis SY62, 282 nucleotides. RefSeq lists its product as hypothetical. The record is from RefSeq and is a predicted model, not a curated record. Bases 1 to 282 code for a protein of 93 amino acids. Lineage: Eukaryota; Fungi; Basidiomycota; Ustilaginomycetes; Ustilaginales; Ustilaginaceae. The transcript has 2 exons.
AUGAUCUUUGCCGGCGAUCUGCAGCUCAGAGGCGACGAGCGGCGAGGAUGCAGCUCAGUCCAAACCAGGACGAUGAAACAGCACAAGUGGUGUCCGAAGCCAGUGGACUGUCAAGAUUCGGAUGUGCCGGCGACAAGACGAUGCCGACGCUUUCGCAAAACCGACCGAUGUUCUUUGGACCGCUUAAUAACGACGACAGUCGGCGACCUCUUUGCUAGCCUCUGCGCGCUCCACAAAAGUCUACCCUCUAGGCCAGUAUCGCCUCAUCGUCCCCUUUACUGA